AGUAGUGUUGCCUGUGGGAGGAGAAGGAGGAGGAGGUAGUGAGUUGGAGGAAGGAGUAGGCUUCUCAGUUUCUGUAUGUCCUGCUUGCUGUAGGCAACAGAAUGAGCGCAGUUGCUCUCCUCUCAGUUUGAGAGGCAACUGCUCUUUUUUCCUUUUUUUUUCCUUUUAGUUUUUAUUGCAUCCAAGACAUCGAUAGAAGUCAUUUUCAAUGCCCUGUCACGGACCCGUGUGUCCAGCUCUUUUGUAAUCAUUUUGUAAACCAGGGGAAAGUACCAUGCCGGUAGUUGGCGUAGCCUCCAAACUUAGGCAACCCUCUACGGUGAAGCCAGUGCACACCGCUCUCCCCAUCCCCAGCAGCCUUCGGGCGACCAACACCUCUCAGGGCUUCAUGGCCAGGCAGCAGGAGCUCAAGGCAAGUGAGGGUGUCCCGAUGCUUUCCUGCCAGCUGUCGGUCAAGUCUGAGUACCAGCCGACAAGAACAACAGAAGGAAAGUCUAAGACUGAAACGGAGGAGAGCAGGAUCUGCAAGAUUUACACAGACUGGGCCAAUCACUACUUGGCCAAGUCUGGAUGUCCACGCCUCAUCAAGGACCUGAGCCAGGAUGUCACUGAUGGAGUCUUGCUGGCACAGAUCAUCCAGAUAAUAGCGAAUGAGAAGGUGGAGGACAUCAACGGCAGCCCCCGGAGUCAGACACAAAUGAUUGAGAAUGUGGAUGCAUGCCUCAGUUUCCUGGACGCCAGAGGAGUGAAUGUACAAGGGCUCUCAGCAGAAGAGAUCAGGAAUGGCAACCUAAAGAGCAUACUUGGUCUCUUUUUCAUCCUGUCCCGCUACAAGCAGCAGCAGCAGCAACAGCAGCAGUACUACCAGUCGCUGGUGGAGCUCAGCCAGCAGACCAGCAGCACGGCAACAUCUGCCAGCAGCCUCAAGUCGCAAGAGAUGCAGUCCAGUCUCACGGCGCGAUAUGCAAGUCCUCCAGGCCAUACUGGAAUAGGAUCGCCACAGAAGAAAAACACAAGGUUACCAGGACCCUCCAGGGUACCUGCUGCAGGCAGCGGGGCCUCCCGGAGUCCGGGCUCAUCCAAUCUGAACCGCCGCAGCCAGAGCUUCAACAGCAUCGACAAGAGCAAACCUCUCCAGUAUGCCAGCGGCAACGACAGAGAGGCGAUGAGGAGCAUCCCAGUACCCGGCGGGAUGAAUGGAAGCGGUGUAACUGGGACUGUUCCCACCAGCCUAAGUGGGCAGCAGCUGGCCUCUGCCAUUCCCUCCCCCGCCGCUAGCAAGUCUUGGCGCAGCAAGUCUAUGAACCUCAAGCACAGUGCCACUUCAUCCAUGCUGGCCAGCCCCACACAUUCACCUUCUCCAUCACCUUCACCAAAUAUCCAAGAGGGCAUCCAAACACAUGGUAAUGAUGGGUCCAAAGUAGGUGGACCCCAGAGGUCCAUGCUGGAGAAGUUCCGUCUCAUUAACCCUCGAUCCGCCUCCCGAGUAUCACCAUCUAUGGCUGAAAUGGCUCUGCAGGAGGAGGAUGACCUUUCAGAGUAUGGUGAAGAUGGACUUACGCCCACAGGGUCUGUAUGCAGCAGCAGCAGUAGCAGCGCGACAGCGAAACAAAUGCCCUCUAAGACCGCCACAUCGUCUCUGACUGCAACAAGCAAGACCUCAUCUUCAUCCCCUUCAUUUUCAAAGGGUUCUGCCAAUGCCAGCAGGUCAGCGGCCACAUCCAAAGACAAGGAUGACAAAAGCAAGUCUGGGAGCAAGCUCCAAUCCAAAGAGGAGCGGGAGUCUUUUGCGGACUCUACAAAGAAGACCUCCAAAAUUGCCAGCCUUGUACCGAAGGGAGCCAAGCCAGGAAAGAAAGACGCCACAGCCUCCACGGGUUCUAGUGGCAUCCCCAAGCCAGGACUUAAAGCCCCCUCUACAACUGGGGCAAAGCCUCAGGGUCAGUCGCAAAGCCAGGCGGGCUUAAACAGCGCUGCAAAUCUGCGAGCAGGCGAGGGGGACAGAGCCAAGAUGUCAAAAGGUGGGCAAGGUUGCUACAUGCAACGCUCCAGCGGAGGUCCAGAGGGCAAGAGAACCAGCAUGACCUCCUCCACCAGUACCUCAGCCCUGUCUGGUUCCAAUGGAAUGCUGGCAGGAGGAGGAGCGCUUGGGGGGAAUGGUGUCGUUCAACUCCCACAGCAGCAACAGCACAACCACCCCAAUACUGCCACCGUGGCUCCCUUCAUGUACAGGACAUUCUCAGAGAAUGAUUGCACCAUGGUGGCCCCGGCCGACCCCUGCCUCAGCCCCACCAAGGGUGAGCUGGUCUACAGCAAGACAGCCAAACAGUGCCUGGAGGAGAUAUCAGGAGAGGACCCCGAAACAAGACGGAUGAGGACAGUAAAGAACAUUGCUGACCUGCGGCAGAACCUGGAAGAAACCAUGUCCAGUCUACGGGGGACACAGAUCAGCCACAGCACACUGGAGACAACCUUCGAUACAACUGUAACCACAGAGGUCAAUGGGCGGAGCCUUCCCGCCCUCGCCACACGCUCCUCCCCCAUGGCCUGGCGCCUGGGACAAACGCAAACGCCGCGUCUCCAGGCGGGCGAUGCCCCCUCCAUGCCCGGCAGCUAUGCUGCGCCUCGGGCGGCUACAGCGGGCGCUGGCACCACCACGGCAGGGCGCUACAGUGGGCACUCUGACCCCUCCAGGUUUGUGUACAGCGCCCCCCUGAGGCGAGCGGCAGGGGCGCGGGGGGUGGAGCAGGGUGAGAGGGAAGGAGGAGGAGGGCUGGAAGGAGGGAAGCCGAUGGAGGUGGCGGGGUACAUGAGUGAUGGGGACAUCCUGGGAAAGAACGGACGGAUGGAUGAGAUCACCAGCGGAUAUCUAACAGAUGGAGGUCUGCAUUUGUAUGCACGGAACGCCGGCCGCGCAUCAGACUCGGCUUCUUCUCGAGAAACAUCCCACAGAGGAAGCAAAGAGAUACAGGGGGACAUAGACAGCUGGGACGACAGCAGCUCGGUGAGCAGCGGCCUGAGCGACACCUUGGACAACAUCAGCACCGAUGAUCUGAACACGCCCGUCUACUCCUCCGUCAGCUCGUCACGCAAAAGCAAGGGCACCCAGUCUCAGAGAGGAAGUAAGUCCAAGCAUGCCGAGCAGGAGGUGAGCAGUAGCUGGGCAGGAGCCGAGGACCUGAAGAAGGUGGACGAGGAAAUCGACAUGACCAUGGACCCCAACGCCGCCUCCUCUCGCUGGAAGCCUUCCUCGUCCUCAUCGUCCUCCCAAGCCCAAAGCCAGUAUGAGGAGGUGGGUCAGAAGGCCACAGCGCUGGCCCAAAUAUCCCAGACUGGGUCACUGAGAAGGGGCAUGACAGCCCAGGUGGGCAUCACACCACCCAGGACGAAGGGUACUUCUACUUCCCUAAAAACACCCGGCAAGACAGAUGAUGCCAAGGCUUCGGAAAAAGGCAAGGUGCCCUCCAAGAGUGCAUCUGGCAUCCAGCGCUCCCCCUCAGACGCUGGUAAGAGCAGUGGCGACGAAGGCAAGAAACCCCCCUCUGGCAUUGGACGCCCACCCACCACAGGUUCUUUUGGAUACAAGAAGAUCCCCGGUCCCACGGGGACUCUAAUCACCUCCAGUGGUGCCACACUCUCCAGUGGUUCAGCUACCCUGGGCAAGGCACCUAAAUCUUCAGCUGUCCAGGGCAAAAGCGCAGGCAUCAGUUGCGUGCGGAAGACCAGCCUGGAUGGUUCACAGCCUCAAGAUGAUGGCAUUCUACUCACCUGCGGGGGCUCCAAAGUGCCUCUCCAGUACCGCUCUCUACCUAGACCGGCUAAAUCCUCCAGUGGAGUAGCAGCAGGACGCAGCGGACACCGCUCUAGCUCCAGCAGCAUCGACUCCAACGUCAGCGGGAAAUCAGUUGGCGGAGGGGCAGCAGCUGGAGCCAAGCGUCGGGAUGGGGGAAAGGUGGGCUCCAGUGAUUGCUCCAGUCCCAUCAACAUGAACCAGACGGACAAGGAAAAAGUAACGGUAACAGAGCAGGAUCCGGGACUCUCUACAUCGCCCAAGUCCAGCCCUUCGUCUUCUUCAGCGGGGCAGACGGGCCUCAGGCAGCCGGGCUCCAAAUACCCUGACAUUGCCUCUCCUACCUUCCGCAGAUUAUUUGGCACCAAAACCAACAGCAAGGCCAGCUCCCCAGGCACGCCUGACUCUGGCAAGUGCCCCUCAAUCCUGGGCAGCCCGCACGGUACACUGGCGAGGCAAGCCAGUCUGGAAUCGCCCUCCUCUGGCACAGGGAGUCUGGGCAGUGCUAGCGGCUUGAGCGGCGGCAGCAGCCCGCUGUACGGUAAAACCCCCGACCUGUGCACCGACUCCCCGGCCUCCAGCCCGGCCUCUGGCCUCUCACUGCCUUCCAACGCUCGGCCCUGGCCUGCCUGUAGUUCGUCAGCUGGCAGCAAGGACACACUGAGCUGCCAAAGCAUGACCAGUCUGCACACAAGCUCUGAGUCCAUUGAUCUGCCUCUGGGCCACCACGGGCCCAAGGUCACAAGAACUGGCAGUGUCAAGUCCACCCUGUCUGAGGGCAUGCCUCUUGACAGAAACACCCUUCCCAAAAAGAGACUGAGGUACCCUCCGUCGACUCGGCAGACGUCUCACGAAGAUGGAAUGGAGUGGCUCAGGUCCCAUUCAACAGGGGGGCUUCAGGACACGGGCAGCCCAAUGUCUCCCCCUGGAGCCUCCUGCACCAACGCUGGAAAAUACCACUAUUCCAACCUAUUGAGCCCUACCAACAUCAGCCAGUACAACCUACCGCCAGGCAGCAGCAACAUGAGCCGCUCCAACAGUAUCCCCGCCCAGGACUCCUUUGACCUGUACGGUGAUGGGCACCCACUGGGGGGCAGCGCCACCUCCCUGGAGGAUCGACCGCGGGCCAUCAGUCGCUCUGGCUCCUUCAGGGACAGCACUGAUGAAGUUCACGGCUCUUCAUUGUCUCUGGUCUCGAGCACGUCUUCACUGUACUCCGCAACAGAGGAGAAGGCACACUCAGAGGGCCAAACAGUCCAAAACUCCACGCAAAUCAGGAAGCUUCGUCGGGAGCUGGAUGCAUCUCAAGAGAAGGUCGCGACCCUGACAUCCCAACUGUCUGCCAAUGCUCACCUGGUGGCUGCCUUUGAGAAGAGCCUGAGCAACAUGACAUGUCGCUUGCAGAGCCUCACCAUGACUGCUGAGCAGAAGGAGUCUGAAUUGGUUGAGCUGAGGGAGACAAUAGAGACGCUGAAGACCCAGAAUACUGAUGCUCAAACGGCAAUACAGGUGGCACUCAAUGGCCCGGACCACCUCCAUAAAGAUCUGCGUAUAAGACGGCAGCACUCCUCAGAAAGUAUGUCAAGCAUCAACAGUGCAGCCAGUCAUUCCAGCAUGGGCAGCAUGGGCAAGGAUACCGAGGACAAGAACAAGAAGAAGAAGAAGAGCUGGGUGGCUGAUUCCAUCCCGGCUCAGCUGCGCAGCUCCUUCAAGCACGCCUUCAGCAAGAAGAAAACCAAGUCGCAGUCGGCCCACGAUGAGAUUGAAGAGAUGACCGACUCGCUUCCGUCCUCACCCAAACUGCAGCACGACAACCGGCAGGGCAGCAUCGCCACGCUACGCUCUUCGCCCUCCACCACAGAGCUAUGCGAGUGCACCGAGGCCGAGGCUGAAAUCAUCCUCCAGCUCAAGAACGAGCUGAGGGAGAAGGAGCUCAAGCUGACGGACAUUCGCCUGGAGGCACUAAGCUCCGCCCACCACCUGGACCAGAUUCGGGAGGCUAUGAAUCGCAUGCAGAAUGAGAUCGAGACCUUAAAAGCGGAGAACGACCGCUUGAAGUCCAGCAGCAACGCCACGCCGACAGCCACGCCCGUCAAGACGGCCCGGCCACCUUCGGAGACCUCCAGCACGUCCUCUUCCUCCUCGCGUCAGUCCUUGGGCUUGUCUCUCAACAACCUCAACAUCACCGACACCAUCAUGUCAGAUAUUCUGCUCGACGACAGCUAUGAGGGCAAUCUGCGUAAGGAAGGUCGGAAUGUUCGGAUUGUGGUUAACAUCAGCAGUGGACCGAGUACAACCAAGGGCACACAAAUGCAAGAGUACCUGAUUGGCUCAAUAGGUGUCAGUGGGAAAACCAAGUGGGAUGUCUUGGAUGGGGUGAUUAGACGCCUUUUUAAGGAGUAUGUGUUUCGGGUGGACCCGGUGACCAGUCUCGGCCUGAGCUCAGACAGCAUCAUCUGCUACAGGAUGGGCGAAGUGGUCCGCGCUCACUCCUCCGAAGUGCCUGAACUGCUGCCCUGCGGCUACCUGGUGGGCGACAACAACGUCAUCAAUAUUAACCUCAAAGGCGUCAAGGACAACAGCAUAGACAGUCUGGUGUUUGACACGCUCAUCCCCAAGCCCAUCAUCCAGCGGUACCUCAACCUGUUGAUGGAGCAUCGGCGGAUCAUCCUCUCAGGACCGAGCGGUACCGGCAAGUCCUUCCUGGCUGCAAAGCUGGCCGAGUUCAUCAUUUCCCAAAUGGGCCAGGAGGUGACUGAGCACAAUGUGGCCAGCUUCAACGUGGACCAGAAUUCCAGCAAGGAUCUUCGUCAGUACCUGUCCAACCUGGCAGAGCGAUGUAACUCUGAGGGGACAGACACAAAACUCCCCACCGUGGUCAUUCUGGACAACCUCCAUCACAUUAGCUCACUCAGCGACAUAUUCAAUGGCUUCCUCAACUGCAAGUAUCAUAAAUGCCCCUACGUCAUUGGGACCAUGAACCAGGGGGUCUCCUCCUCUCCCAAUCUGGAGCUCCAUCACAACUUCAGGUGGGUGCUGUGUACCAACCACACGGAACCUGUGAAAGGCUUCCUGGGUCGUUUCCAGAGGAGGAAGCUGAUCGAGACGGAGAUCACUAAAAACAUGCGCAGCAAUGACUUGAUUAAGAUCAUCGACUGGAUUCCAAAGACGUGGCAGCACCUCAACAGCUUCCUGGAGGCCCACAGCUCCUCUGAUGUCACCAUAGGCCCCCGUCUCUUCCUCUCCUGUCCCAUGGAUGUGGAAGGAUCCAGAGUGUGGUUCACUGACCUAUGGAACUACUCCCUCGUGCCCUACCUGCUGGAGGCUGUCAGGGAAGGACUUCAACUAUAUGGCAAAAGGGCCACAUGGGAAGAUCCCUCCAAGUGGGUGAGCGACACGUACCCGUGGAACGCGGCCUACCUGCAGCAGGAAGGCCAAUCGCUGCUCCAGCUGAGGCCUGAGGAUGUGGGCUACGAUGGUUACAGCUCAUCCAAGGAGGGAGCCUCGUCCAAGCAGGUGUCCCAGAGCGACACCGAGGGUGACCCCCUGAUGAACAUGCUGCUGAGGCUGCAGGAGGCGGCCAACUAUUCCAGCACGCAGAGCUGCGACAGCGACAGCACCAGUCACCAUGACGACCAGCUGGACUCCUCGCUGGAGUCUGCAUUAUGAGAUUCACGUUUGGUCCUGCACACCUUUAGUGCAUAUAUGAGAGGUUGUAUGAUCCAAAGUCACAAGUGAUGAUAUCAAGUUAAAGGGAAAAACAUCAACUAUCCUAUUAGGGGGUUUGUUGAGAAUUCCCAGAUUUGGAAUACAGCUUCUUAUAAAAGUGCACACUUCCAGUUUUGGAGGUUAGCAUCACAGAACUGGAAUAGUUGUUUUUUUAAGUUCAUGACAGAUGUUUACAAUAAGUGGGAAAGAGGAGGGCAGGUACUAUUGUUUUUGUAUUUCCUUGUUUACAGAGGUGCUUCUCAGACUCUCACAAAGAUGCACUUAUACAGACAGAGAGGUAUUAAUCGGUCCAAACACCCCAUGUGACCAACAAUGUAGCCUUCCAGAGGGCCUUUGAGCAGGGCAGUGCUCUCCAUGUGAUUGGCUAGCAAACAUAACAGAAUUGAAUGAAUAUUUCUAGUAAGACACAUGCAGGUGAGCCCCGGGGUGCUGGUGCUGGUCUUCCACCCUGAUUGUCAGCCGCAUUGACGUUACUGUGAAGAAAAUGGAAAAGUGCCAACGUUUGCCCAUUUGUGUUACUGCCACACUUGACGCUCUUAACACAAUGCAGACUUAACUGGGGUUAACAAGAUCAAGUUGGGUUCUGCACAAUAAGCAGGCAGGCAGCGCCCCCCUGUGGCCGCCUAGUCAAGUUAACAAUUGGUGCAACCGCAGCUCAUCAUCAUUACAGUUUUCCAAGGCGCAAAACGACAUGUGCAUCGAUUGGGAAAGUAAUCUGUAUUUAAAAAAAAAACACUUUAACAAAGGAACAGUGAUACUGGUGCUUUCUCGUUGCCUUAAAUGUGCAAAAAGGUUGCUUCCAUGUAAUAAGAAGAGGCUGACAUGGAUGAUGACGAUGAUGCUUUGCUUCCUUGCUUUGUCAAAACCAGCCUCUUUCAUUUCUUAUCACUCCUAGUAUAAAGUGCAAAAUUAAGAGUUCAUGUAUAUGAAUUUGAAACUGACCAAUAUUGUAGUAUAUAUACAUACAUAUAUAUAUAUAUAUAUAUAUAUUAAAGGGGGAGGGUUUGUGUUUUUUAGCCCAGUUGAGCUGGGCUCACUUGAACUGAAAGGAGCACAACCAAACUGUUUUUUUUAGCCUGACGAGCAUGCUUUGAGCUUUUUAACGGGAAAGAAUCAAGAAGAGAUAUUUACCUUUAUGUAUACAAGUAUUGGACGGAAGCCAUUUUUUUGAUUGUCCUCUCUUUGGUUGGUUUUGCACACUUGGGCAGGUUGUAAAUACUUAAGUCUUGCACAGAGAAUCAAAGAUGCAUUACUAAUAACCUGCUAAAUUAUUGUAGAGAAUUUAAAAGUGUGUGUGGGAGGGGGGAGGGGGGGUGCAAAAACUCAAACAUGCUGUCCGAAACAGGUGUGUGUCUUGUGAUGUCUGCCUAUGCAGGAGGCACACUGUGUAUACUGUAGGUAAUAAGAGAUUCCACUCAAAUCACAAAAUGACAAUUGUGCACUUUUCCAGUACGCUCCCAUCUUUGCCGUUUAAGUCAUUGGAUGCCGUUCGACUUCCUCUUUCAACAUUGGAGCCUAAUGAGGCUUGCUGGCUGUGGGGGCACUGAAGCUGACCUUGACUCCGUACUGUAUAACAAGCGACAGGUGCUACUGGUCAGUCAACGCCCAUCUGAGACAUCCAACCUCAGGACAACCCUCAACUCUACAAUCCUACUGUCAGCUUCAUGCGUCUCCGCAGCCAAGCCUCGCCAUGUGGCGUGCAUCUUAAGGGGUGUUGCCAUGGUUACACAAGCUGCGAUUCACCAGAGUAUCUGUUAGACUCCUAUUCUUGGUCAUUAGUUCUCAAGCUGGCUGAACUUUGACCUCAGUCGGUGUACAGCAUUAGAUUUGCAGUGGUUCUCAAAUAAAGCCCAUAGCAUUUACUCUGGUUGGAGAAGGGGAAAGUUUUUUUUUUGGGUGAAACAUUUGUCCUUAAAUGUUUUAUAUUUUGUACAUUUGUAUGUAACAUAUCAUGUAAAUAGACAGAGACAGUGAUUUAACUCAUCUGGAGGAUUUUGUAGUCUUUGUAAAGCCCUAAUAAUAAAUGGUAUUUGGUGUCACACA
Doryrhamphus excisus (bluestripe pipefish) is the source of this 9562-nucleotide messenger RNA. RefSeq names its product neuron navigator 3 (gene nav3). The record is from RefSeq and is a predicted model, not a curated record. Gene Ontology annotation, molecular function: protein binding; ATP binding; ATP hydrolysis activity. Lineage: Eukaryota; Metazoa; Chordata; Actinopteri; Syngnathiformes; Syngnathidae. Gene Ontology annotation, biological process: nervous system development; neurogenesis.